Urocitellus parryii (Arctic ground squirrel) is the source of this 1517-nucleotide messenger RNA. It is a transcript of the gene Cdca7l, whose product is annotated as cell division cycle associated 7 like. Gene Ontology annotation, cellular component: nucleus. NCBI's taxonomy places the organism in Eukaryota, Metazoa, Chordata, Mammalia, Rodentia, Sciuridae. Gene Ontology annotation, biological process: regulation of DNA-templated transcription. The record is from RefSeq and is a predicted model, not a curated record.
AGCUGCGCGGCCUGGGGGCGGUCUUGGUGCGCUGCGCCCGUGGCUACCUGGCUCUAGUGGCCGCGUGCUACGAGGAGGCUGGAGCCACGUAAGGAAGAUGGAAUUGGCGACUCGCUCCCAGAUCCCUAAAGAAGUGGCUGACAUCUUUAACGCCCCCAGUGAUGAUGAAGAGUUCKUUGGUUUCCGAGAUGAUGUUCCCAUGGAAACUCUGUCAUCAGAGGAGAGCUGUGAUAGUUUUGACUCUCUGGAGCCUGGGAAGCAGCAGGAUGUUCGUUUCCAUUCCAAAUACUUCACAGAAGAGCUAAGAAGAAUUUUUAUAGAGGACACUGACUCAGAGAAUGAAGACUUCGAAGGAUUUACCCAGAAUGAUCUGAACGUAAACAGUAACCCAGAAGUAAUGCUCGUGGAGUCAGAUUCAAGUGAUGACGGCAAAGCAUCCUUGGUGAGUGAGAAAGAAGAAGAGGAAGAGGAAGAAAAGGCUACACCUAGAAGAGGCAGGUCUCGGAGAAGCAGUAUUGGCCUACGAGUAGCCUUGCAGUUCCCAACCAAGAAAUUGGCAAAAACAUCAGAUAAAAAUAGUUCUUCCGAGCUGUUGUUUUCCAGCUCACAUUUACAGGAUAGUAAAAAAAAUCUAGGAAGAAAUAAAAGCUGUAAACAGGCAAAGGAAACGGAAGAUUCUGCCUCUGAGUCUGAGGAUGACUCCCGGGACGAGAACCAGGAGAGCUCAGAUGCUCUGCUGAAGAGGACCAUGAACAUCAAGGAGAACAAGGCCAUGCUUGCUCAGUUAUUGGCAGAAUUGAACUCAAUGCCAGGUUUAUUCCCAGUACGAACGCCAGCCUCAGCUUCGAAGAAGAAAACAGUGCGUCGGGCCUUCUCAGAGGGACAGAUCAUCCGGCGCACAAACCCAACCCGAAGUGCGCGGCCCCCAGAGAAGUUUGCUCUAGAAAACUUUACCAUCUCUGCCACCAAAUUUGCUGAAGAGUUUUAUACAAUCAGAAGGAGGAAGACGACUAGUGGGGGGAAAUCCCAGGGGCAUAGACGACGUCGCCGUAUAUCUUCUUUUCGACCAGUGGAGGAUAUUACUGAACAGGACUUGGACAAUGUUGCCAUAACUGUGCGAGAUAAAAUCUAUGAYAAAGUUUUGGGUAACACGUGCCAUCAGUGUCGGCAGAAGACCAUUGACACCAAGACAGUGUGUCGGAACCAGAGCUGUGGUGGGGUGCGGGGACAGUUCUGUGGUCCGUGCCUGCGGAAUCGCUAUGGGGAGGACGUGAGAUCGGCAUUGCUGGACCCGGAUUGGAUGUGUCCUCCCUGCCGUGGGAUCUGCAAUUGCAGUUAUUGUCGAAAGCGUGAUGGCCGCUGUGCCACGGGGAUCCUCAUUCAUCUGGCCAAGUUUUAUGGUUAUGAUAAUGUUAAGGAAUAUCUGGAGAGCUUACAAAAGCAGCUGGUGGAAGACAAUUGAGAGGAACCUGCGAAGUCAGCAUGGGGUACCCCCAACAAGAAGUGCAUACCAUUUG